Messenger RNA from Ornithorhynchus anatinus (platypus), 6837 nucleotides. Its product is annotated as interferon-induced very large GTPase 1-like. Gene Ontology annotation, molecular function: GTP binding. NCBI's taxonomy places the organism in Eukaryota, Metazoa, Chordata, Mammalia, Monotremata, Ornithorhynchidae. The transcript has 6 exons. The coding region runs from base 505 to 6708 and encodes 2067 amino acids. The record is from RefSeq and is a predicted model, not a curated record.
CAGCCUCCCACUGAGCCAGUACUGUCCAAAGACGCUCCAGGGAUCAAAACAGGCAUCCACUGGCUUUCUUUUUCUCUGUGAGGAGGUUCUCAAGCAUGGACAUCAAGAAGUCAAACCUAUGGACACUGAUUGGUCAGGGAGGCAUUGACGCAUCUACAGGAACAGACUCCACUAUUUGUCCCUGAUGGAUUCCAGAGAUAUCACAUAGCUCUGCUGAGAGCAUACAUUAUCUCCAUCCUUCAGCAAACUAAUUGUCUUAGCACAUUGACAACACAGCCAGGAGCUGGUGCCUUUCUCUCUCUAUGCCAGGAAUCCACAGUUUUCUUUUUAUUUCUUGGAAGGUUCUCAAGCAUGGACAUCAAGAGGUCAAACACAUGGACAUUGAUUGUUCAGGGAGACAUUGACGCAUCCACUAUUUGUCCCUGAUGGACUCCAGGAACAUCACGUAGCUCUGUUGAGAGCAAUACACUUUCUGUCCCCCAGCAGACUAAUUGUCUUAGCACAAUGGCAUCCCAGCCAGGUCCCAGAAGGCCAGUCUGGAUCCCUCGAGGCCUCAACUUUAGAUGGAAUCUCCCCAUAAUCGAAAGCAUCUUUGCCCCCCGACUGGCCUUCCUGCUGCCCUUGAGGGAUGCAGUUUCCCAGCAAAUGUCUCCCUGGAUAGUGAUUCCUUCCGUGAUGCUGUCUCUCCUGACUGGCAGGAACUACUUCUUGUGGGAGCAGCACAGAAUAAAAGCCAUGGCUGCCCCCGCAGAACUUCCUGUUAAUACCUGUGACAGAGACCCCACCGAAAGAGAUUUGGCAAGGAGGCUGAGCAUCGGAGAACCAGAUGCAGAACCCUGGCAGCUGGUCCUGGGAGAGUCUCAUGGAGCAACCAGCCUCCGGGCCCCCCAGGACUCCACCCUGAACAAGGAGGGGGAUCUCACAGUUUUCUUGGAAGAUGUGAAAUCCUGGGAAGUCACUGAUCCUGAGAAGCAGCUGAAAAAGUUGGUGGAUUUCAUGCACAACCUGAAUGAGCAGACGAAGAAUGACAAUGCCUGGUUUGACAUCUGUCUCUCAGAUCGGGCUGUGCAGGAUUUCCUGGUGAACACAGCCACCGUUUGCAAGGACCUCCCUCCCCAGGACACCAGACUCACUCGGUCCCACCUGCGCCUCCUCCUGGACCCUCACGUCCACUCCGUGCCAAACUUCCCCCAGGCUUCCUGGCUCCUACAGUGGGUCUGCAACCCAGUGGAGAUGCAACAACCACGGACCGACCCUUCUGAGUUUGCUGACUUUAUCCAGAUCCUAAAGGAAAUCCAGAACAGUGUCCUCAGGAUGGACCUUGACUCUGUGUCCCCUGCAUUGAUGGAGGAAGCUCAGAAACAGGCCACAGCUGCAGUGGGAUCUGCACUCAGCUCCCUGCUGCAGACACUCAGAGCCACAGGCCGAUCAGACAUGGAGCUGCUGUUCCUGUCCAUUGCAGCUGCAGCUGGCUACGUCGCAGAAAGCCAAACCUUUGGGGACCUUGUAGGGUGGGAAGAGAUCAACUUCUUGUUACAGGAAAUGCCAAAAGCCCAUGAGACUCACCUGGCUCUCAGAAGGCAGUGUGGGCCCAAGGCGCAGGCCUUCCUGGUGCUUACAGGUCUGACCGUGACUUCUGGGCCCACAGCCCUGACCCUCCAGCAGAAAGAGAAACGUUUGAGUCUUAUGAGGGAACACUUGGGACAGUCCCUGUCCACAGAGGUUGAUGGUGUCAUUUCCAGAGCAGGUUCUGAUUGGAAAUCUCUGGAGAGAAACCUGAAUUCUCUCAUCAUGGGAGAUGGUGAAGCCACAGUCCAUUCUUUGCCGAAUGACUUGGGGAGAAAAAAAAGGGAAAGUGUCUCUCAGGAAGAGAAACAGAUGAAUGACCCUACCCCCAGCAGACCCAGAGGCGAGCAGAGGGGAAGUUUUAGAGAGCAAGGAGGAAUAGACAAUCAGGACUUUCUGAACCUGAUCCAGAGGUUGGGCCUGGACCGGUACUAUCCAAGGAAGAUGGGCAGAGCAGAUUUCCACCUGAUUUACAAAACCUCCGUGCAUGACAGUCAGCCCCACACUGAAGAGGAAUUACCAUUUUAUUUCCUGCAAAAGCUGCUGAUGCUGGACUAUCGGCUGAGGUAUCUGGUCUGUGAGGAUGAUGGGAAGACAACAAUGACCAUGAUUGAGCCCCUGAGCCCCACAGGGCAUGUAAGUAACUCCUCAGACCUCCUCAGUGACUUUUUUAACAUCACUGAGACUCACCUGGCUCCCUCUGACAUCACUCAGACACAUAUUCAUCCAAUGGAUGUUCAGAUGGCUAUUUUCCACUGCGCAGAUGACUUCACACGACAAUAUAUUUCAACCAAACUUUCCAUUUGUCAAUUUGCUCUUCCAUUUUUGGUGCCCAAACCUUUUUCUUCCCAAAUUGAAUUCCCUCUCUGGUCUCUGCGCCAAGUCAAGAAGAGCUGGCGACAGAUGGAGACAUUAGGAGAGGAGAAGAGGAUGAAAAAUUAUAAUGGCAAACUGAUCUGUGAAACAGCCACCCCGAUCGUGUCUUUCCUGAGGGUCGGAAAUUCCUUCUUCUCAUCUAAGUCUCAGAUCCUAAACUCACUGCUUGUUAAUCAGAAACGUGACAUAUUUUUCCACCGUCACUGCAGGGGGAGCAGCAAAGAUGUUCUCCUGAUGGGAGGCGUGGUGGACAUUUUUUGGUAUUGUCCUGGGGGGAAGGACGAUGACAGCUUUGACAAUUGCAUCACCUUCACCAACCUCCAUGGAGACGCCAAAGAGCAUGAGGCCCAGCUCAGGUUUCUGCAGGAAGUCUCUUCUGUCACCAUCAUCCUCUUGCUGGCUUCUGAGCAAAAUGAGGGGAACAGGCAAAUCAUCCAUGAGUUUCUGCAGUCCCCAAAACCUGUCAUCUGCCUGUUUGACGACAAAGAGAAGAUCGUGGGUAGUAACUGUGGCCUCAAAGUGAGAAUUGGGAUCAAGAACCGAAACGAAGCGGAGUUAAUGGAGGAGCUGAGAGCCACAAUCACACACCUCCUGGAGGUCCAGGGACAAUUCCUCAGUCCUGUUAAUUGUGCUGAGAUUGCUCAUCGGCAUGGGUUCCUCAUAGAUGAGGACCAGAAGGAAUGCAAGAAAGCUAGAAUAAUGGCCCAGAAACUGGUAGAUCUUCUGACAAAAAAAAAAUUAUCAACAGUGAAGCAAGAGUUCCUGCCCCUUCAAGGAGACUUAUGGCACCAGUGGUGUAAGAAGGACAGGGAACUCAGUCAUCUGCAUGUGAAAGGGAACAAAAACAUUGAACAACACCGGAGUGAAAUUGAGGCAGAAAAGCAGGAAAUACGGAGGAUUCAGUACAAGAAUGCACUUUCCCUCAAUCCUCCUAUGAGAUCUGUGGUUGAUAUUCUGCAGGCCCCAUCAGGGACAAACAACAAGCUGUACUUUUUGCAAUGGCUGAGCGUCUUUCUGGAGAACCUGACUGCGAGUCACCUGGAUGCCCUUCAACAGAAAUAUGAUGGAUUGUGGUCCCAAGUACUAACAGAAAAGCAAAAAGAGGCAGCCAGUGACUCAGUAAAGCAGUUACAAAGUGAGUUAGAAUUCAUGUCCAAGGAGAUAAAUGACUCUAAAAUUGGGAUUGAACACUUCCUGAGAGAGAUUGGACAGAUUUAUGAAGCUGUGGAUAGGCAUUCACCUGAAAAGGACACACUGAUGUUUUCCCUUCCCCAGAUUGUCGCUGAUCUGAUGGUUGCUGGGUAUCCUGUGGAGCUCAUGGAUGGGGAUGCUUCCUAUGUGCCCCUGAAAUGGGUGGCGGCUAUUUUGGACAGGUUAACUGAGACCUUGGGAGACAGGAAGCUAUUUGUGCUUUCUGUCCUGGGUCUCCAGAGCAGCAGGAAGUCCACACUGCUGAACACCAUGUUUGGUCUGCAGUUCACUGUCAGUGCAGGGAGAUGCACCCGGGGAGCCUAUAUGCAACUCCUCAAGGUGGAGGAGACAUUCUUGGAAGAAGUGGGCUUUGACUAUGUACUCAUUGUGGACACCGAAGGACUCCGGGCCCCAGAGCUUGCCAAUAAAUCACUGAAUCGUGACAACGAGCUGGCAACCUUUGUCAUCGGCCUCGGUAACCUGACUAUAAUCAACAUUUUUGGAGAGAAUCCUUCUGAAAUGCAGGAUAUCUUAGAGAUCGUGGUUCAGGCCUUCCUGAGAAUGAACUUAGUGAGACUUUCCCCCAGCUGUGUGUUUGUGCAUCAGAAUGUGGGGGAGAUCAUGGCCAAAGAUCAGAAUAAGGAAGGACGCAGGAGGUUGCAGCAGAGACUGGAUGAAAUGGCGGCAGCUGCCGCAGAGCAAGAACAGAUCCCUGACAUCACCCAGUUCAGUGAUGUGAUCCGGUUUGACGUGAACACCCACGUACAUUAUUUUGCUCACCUGUGGGAGGGGAAUCCCCCCAUGGCCCCACCCAACCCCAGUUACAGCCACAACAUUCAGGAUCUGAAAAGCUGGAUUCUUACGGUGGCGAAAGGAGAAUCUCAAGGCCGCAUCUUGCGGCUGUCAGCCUUGAAGGACCGCAUCCAGGAUCUGUGGAGAGCCUUGGUAAAUGAGAACUUCAUUUUCAGCUUCAGGAACACUCGGGAGAUUGUGGCCAUGAGCAAGCUGGAGGCGAAGUAUAACAGCUGGACCUGGCAGUUGAGGAGUCAUAUACUGACUUUGCAGAAUGACCUGAACAACCAGAUUCAGAAUGGAAACUUAAAAGUCCUCAGUGCAUGUCAUUGCGAGAAUUCAGUGUCAGAAAAAUACGUGGCUAUCCAGCAAGAUCUUGAAAAGUAUUUCAAUGAAGAUGAAGAUUGUGAAAUAUUAAUUCAGUGGAAAGCAAAUUUUGGAAAUAAACUGCAGAUGCUUAAAGAGACACUAGUCUCAGAAACAAAAAGAAAAACUGAAGAGCUCAUUACCUUUAAAAUGAGUCAGAGUGAAUUGGACAAGAAAAAUUCAGAUUAUGAGAAUGAGUUGCUGGACCAGAGCAGAGCGCUUGCUCUAUCAUUACAAGAUAAAGAAUUCCAUGAGGAGGAACUGAGAGGGAAGUUUGAUGACCUCUGGGCAAAGUGGGUGACAAAAUUGUCCUCAAAUCACCCUCCUGUCACAGAUCCCAAAAUUGACUUGGAUUUGGAAAACAUCCUCUGUAACUACUUUAAACAGGAGCACAAUAUUGUGGACAAAAUCCGUAGUAUUUCCAGCCAGGAAACAUUUUCUAUGAAGUUUUCCAAGUAUGUAAAAACAAAUAAAAAAUAUUAUGUUUUAGGCCAUAAAUUAGAGGAGUUUGAUAAAAUGAAUAUCAAUCAAACUACACAGCAAAUUGAGGAAGCUGUUAAUGAGAUCAUUGAUAUCAAAGAGAAGCUGAGAGCAGGCUACAGUUCCAGUUACUUCCAUGAAAUAUUGAGAACAAUAGACACAAAUGUAGAGUCUGCAAAUAGUAAUGAAAGAUAUACUUUUACAAACAAGUACAAACAAGACUUGUCCCUGCAACUGUGCCAUAAUGCAAAAAAGAGAUUCAAGAAUAUGCACCAGGCAUUCACUACAGCAAAUCAUCCGGUCAACUACCUAGAAAGUAAAAAAGAGGAUUUCUUCAUGAGUUUUAAGAUUUCCUGCCAAGGAGCCAUCUCCAUCAGAGAUGUUGCUGAUUUCUUGUGGGAUAAAGUAUCUUCUGCUUUGCUUAGUACAGUCUGGGACAAAGCAGCCAUCGAUCUCGCUGAUGACAUCAGGUCUAACGCUCCGGCCUUCAACGGUAACAGAUCUAACCUGGAGAGAUACAUUCUGAUCUCACUGGCGGAAGACGAAAGCUUUGAUAGUUACUGUCAGUACAUUCACUCUCCCAGGGACUAUUUUAAAAGCUAUAUAAAGAAACAGGUUGAGAAUUAUUGCUCAAUCCAGGAAUGGGAAAAGCUAAAGCAUUUUGUAAGAUGCAGUUCUGAGAGUUUCAAGGCAGACAUUCUUACAGCUAUUCAUGAAUCAACCAUUGCAACCAAAACCGGGAAUGGGUCUGUGUCCAUGUGGCUGGAUGAAUUUUGUCAACGCCUUGGGCAUCGCUUAACCCUACGUAGAGGAGACCUGAAAAGCAUUGAGCAUCAGGAAAUCAAGGACAUCGAAUUUCUCAAAGAGGCAGUGAUCAGAGCUGUGGAAGGGCCCCGGUCUCCCACCCUGCAGACCAGUGAUGUAGACUGGGCUGGCACAGUUAUGGCAGAAGUGGCCCCUAAGAUCCAGAAGAUGCUUUCUGACCAGCUCUCCGGCUGUUGGAAACAAUGUCCCUUCUGCUUGGCGAUCUGUACCAACACAGUUGCUGAUCAUAAUGGGGACCACAGCGUCCCCUUCCAUCGCUCCGAGGCAGUGAAUGGUUGGAGUUGGCAUAAAACAGGUAAUUUCUCAAUAGAUUUUUGUACCUCUGCAGUAGCAAGUGAUAAUUACUUUAUGCUUAGUGAUGGCCGAAGCUUCCCAUACAAGACAUAUCGCCUGGCGGGAGGGGAGUACGCCACAUGGAGUAUCACUCCAGACAUGGAUGACAAACCCUACUGGAAAUGGUUUCUGUGCCACUUCAAGGACCAGUUGGAAGAGAAGUAUAAUAAAAGAUUCAGGGACAAAGGAGAAAUCCCUCACAUGUGGAGAAAAAUUCACAAGGAAGAAGUGAUUGCUGACCUGAAAAAACUAUCAGACCUCAAGACUUUUCAGUACUAAUUGCCACAUUGAAAUAGAUCUAUAUAUCUGAAAAUGUAAAUUUCAAUGGAUCAGUGAUACAUAAUUUGGAAGUGAACACAGACUCCACUAUUUUGUUCGAUUAAGAAGCAAAUAAAAUCUUUACAAUCA